Messenger RNA from Polistes dominula (European paper wasp), 3988 nucleotides. RefSeq names its product polypeptide N-acetylgalactosaminyltransferase 5 (gene Pgant5). Gene Ontology annotation, biological process: protein O-linked glycosylation. Lineage: Eukaryota; Metazoa; Arthropoda; Insecta; Hymenoptera; Vespidae. Gene Ontology annotation, molecular function: polypeptide N-acetylgalactosaminyltransferase activity. The record is from RefSeq and is a predicted model, not a curated record. Gene Ontology annotation, cellular component: Golgi apparatus.
GCGACGGGCGAUGGCCGAUGGUUGUUGCGACGAUCGAAUUCUCACGUUUCUCGGGAGAAGUGAGAUAGAGAUAACUAUAGAAAGAGAAAAAGAGAGAGGAACUGUACAGAAGAAGUAGACCUGACUGUACGCCGGUGGUGUGUGAUCGGCGCGUUGUCAAUUUUGAUGACACGCGCGAAUGAGUGUGUAAAAUAAUUCUUAAAUUUGGUAUCGUCAUUAUCAUCGUCAUCGUCAUCGUCAUCAUCGUCGCCGUCGUAAUCGUCUUCGUCGUCACCAAAUGAGUGCAUCUUCCGUAAAAGUCGCCGUACCGUUCGAUUUCAGUACCAAAAAAACUUGAGGAAGGAACAGAAUACACGCGUAUGUGUCGUCAACGCAACGAAACGACGCUCGCGUGUCUCUAAGAUAAAUCACUGUGUGUAUUCUAAUGUGUAUGUGAAUCUUCUAAUGACUCCUAUUUGUAUAUCCUGGUCGACGUUGAUCCUUGAAGGAAGUAUCUACCUUUAGAUAUUCAUCACCCUAAGAGAAAGAAAAAAACGGAGAUGCGCUGAAAUAAAAUCAUGUAAAAUUAUUUGGAAAGCUUUAUUUAGAUGAUACCGAUUGAUCGAUCGAUUAUUUAAAUAAAAAUAGUAAUUAUUGGAUAGAAAAGAAAAAGAAAAAAAAAGAAAAAAGUCGAAAGAACGCGCGUACGUUUUUUCGAAAGGGAUAAAUAAGGAAAAAUUAGGUGAUGCACUCAGGAUUAAGAGGGUCAGGACUCGAGGGAAAAUGUUUCGCUCAAAGAUUCGCAUUCACACAUGUCAAGUGAUUCUUUUAACGUCAUUAGUAUGGUUCCUGGUAGACGUUAUGGUACUUAUGUUCUAUUCGGAUUGCAUCGGAGGAUCCGGAUGGGGUUGUUCCGAGACGAACAAGCAAACAAUUUCGACGGAAGAAAGUCAACCGCACCCUCAAGCGAUUAAAAGAGAAGCUGUCGAUUUACAAUUGUAUGAUAAAAAAAAGUACAAGCAAUCGGAAUUACAUUUAUGGAGGCCUGCUAAGGUCGUUAGAGAAAAUAAGGGUAGUCCAGGUGAAAUGGGAGCAGCUGUACAUAUUGCGCCUGAAUUAGAAACUAAACAACAAGAGUUAUUUAAAUUGAAUCAAUUUAAUCUAAUGGCUAGUGACAUGAUUUCAUUACAUCGUUCAUUAAAAGACAUUAGACUCGAGGGUUGUAAAACGAAAAAGUACAAUAAGUUUCUUCCUGACACUAGUAUCGUUAUUGUUUUUCAUAACGAGGCUUGGAGCACAUUAUUGCGUACUGUUUGGUCCGUUAUCAAUCGAUCACCUAGAUCGUUAUUGAAAGAAAUUAUACUCGUUGAUGAUGCUAGUGAACGAGAUCAUUUAAAGAAGGAUUUAGAAAAUUAUGUACAAACUUUACCCGUACCGACGUAUGUUUAUCGCACGAAGACAAGAUCAGGUCUUAUUAGAGCUAGACUUUUAGGAGCGAAACACGUAAAAGGACAAGUUAUAACAUUUCUGGAUGCACAUUGCGAAUGUACAGAAGGAUGGCUAGAACCUUUACUUUCAAGGAUAGCCGACGAUAGGACAAUCGUUGUAUGCCCAAUUAUCGAUGUUAUUAGCGAUGAUACAUUUGAAUAUAUACCUGCAAGUGACAUGACUUGGGGUGGUUUCAAUUGGAAAUUGAAUUUUCGAUGGUACAGAGUCGCACAAAGAGAAAUGGACAGAAGAAACGGGGAUAGGACAGCUCCAUUACGUACACCAACAAUGGCAGGGGGUUUGUUUUCUAUAGAUAAAGACUAUUUCUAUGAGCUUGGUGCCUAUGACGAAGGAAUGGACAUAUGGGGUGGUGAAAAUCUUGAAAUGAGUUUCCGAGUAUGGCAAUGCGGCGGAAUAUUAGAAAUCAGUCCAUGUUCACACGUGGGACAUGUAUUCCGCGACAAGAGCCCGUAUACGUUUCCUGGUGGUGUCAGCAAGAUAGUUCUACACAACGCGGCCAGGGUUGCCGAAGUCUGGAUGGAUGAGUGGAGAGAUUUUUACUAUGCCAUGAACCCAGGUGCGAGAAACGUAGUUGUUGGAAACGUAUCGGAAAGGAUAAAGUUAAGAGAACGUCUUAAAUGUAAGAGCUUCAGGUGGUAUUUAGAAAAUAUUUAUCCGGAAUCACCGAUGCCACUAGAUUAUUAUUAUCUCGGUGAUGUAAAAAAUGUUGAUACACAUACCUGUUUGGAUACCAUGGGUAGAAGAACAGGAGAAGUUGUUGGUAUUAGCUAUUGUCAUGGACUAGGUGGUAAUCAAGUGUUUGCUUAUACGAAACGACAACAAAUAAUGUCAGAUGAUAUGUGCCUUGAUGCAGCCAGUCCCCAAGGUCCAGUUAAAAUUGUUCGUUGCCAUGGGAUGGGUGGUAAUCAAGCAUGGGUUUACAAUGAAGAGACGAAGAUGAUCAGACAUACAAAUACAGGCCAUUGUCUGUCAAAACCACGUUCAGGAGAUGCCUCACAGCCUGUUCUUGCACCUUGCGAUCCACACAAUGCUGGACAGAAAUGGAUUAUGCAAAGCAAAUUCAAAUGGCAAGCUAGCUAAUAUACAUUGAGCUUAAGUGCAGACCUCUAUACAAUAUUUGUUAAUAUAUUUAAUAGAUUAUAAUCAAGGAACUGACCAUAAGAUAAUAUCGCGGCAGAACGACAAGUAUUAUGACUGAAUAGAGAACAUCGUCGCUGUAUUAUAUUUAGUCGAUUCAUCAGAUUGACGUAAAUUCUCAAUGAAAUGAACAUUGGGAAAAGAAAGUAACUUGAUGUGAAUCAUAAUAAGAAACAAAUGGCUCGCGAGUUAAAUAAUUCAUUUAUUUAAUAAGAUAAAUAUUAAUUAGACUUUACUAAGACCAUGGUGUUUAGUUACUGCCAUUUCUUAUGGUAUGCCUUGAUUAAUGUAUGAGAAUAAGAGAAAUAAAUUUCUGAUUGUGUGAGAACGUGCAAAAGUGAUACUAAAAAAGAAAAGGAAAAAGAACAAGAGAAUGAACUCUUCUUUUAGUAAGCGGUAACAGAGAAAGCAUAUCAGACUACUGUUAUAAAUAAAUACUUGUUGAUAAAAGAAAGAGAGACAUAUUUGAUAAUUUGGGGUGUGUGCAAUGGCAGACGUUUGAAAGAUGGUAAUCUUAUAUGUGUGAAGAUAAGAAACAAAAAAAUCUAAGGAUAUGGUAAAUUUGUGUCACAACUAUGAUCGUGUGAGUGUUGUUAGUAUGAAAGUGAAAUUAAUGGUGACACUACUGGUUAUACUAAUUAUAGAGAACUUGUAUUGUACAAUCCAUUAUUAUUAAUUAGGGAAGAGCACUGGAUCUUUUUAUAACGAUACUUCUGACAGUUCCUUGCAUUUCAUUCGUAAUUAAGUUGUUACGAUGCUUUUGUUUUCAAUAAAAGCAAAGAUUCUAUUAAUCUUUUUCACACUAAAGCACGAUGAGAUUACAUUUACGAGGUUUUAGUUAAAUAUUUAAAAGAUUAUCGGCUGUUGUUUGUUAUAAUCUUGUUAUUAUAUAUCUUACAUAUUCAUUUAAAUUUAUUGACACAUGUCUUCCACAUUUUAUUAAUAAAGACUCCAUAUUUUUAUUGUAAUAAAAUAAACAACUAUUCUUCGUAGAUAUAUUACAUUCUGCUUUAGCAUAGUUUAUCGUUGCUAAUGUCACAGUUAAACAUACAAAAAAUAUUACACCAUCGGCUAGGAGUAAAAAUAGAUGUCUUUCAGAUUCUGGCGCCCUUCCCUUUGAUUAUAAAUUUCCAUGCUAAAAAAUUGCAAUAUUCAGUUGUAGUUGAAACGAUGAAUUUAUUUUUAUGUUCGUGUAAGAUAAUAUCUGUACUUCCUAUAUCUACAAUUAGUAACACGUGAGUAAUACAGUUUUUCUUAUAUUCUCAACACCUCCAUUUACGAUGUUUAGAAUAUGUUGUGUACCAUAGUGAAACUUUAAUACUUGGCAACAUUAGUAUUAUUAAUACAUAUAUAUUUAAUCUGA